AUGUGGCAGGUGCUUAAUCCAAAUGCAUGGACUACCUCCCAGCCAACCCUCUUUGGUACUAGGUCCAACCCCCCCGGAUCAGUUGAAAAUGCUGCUACACCGCUUGCCCCAUUCUACAAGUGGCCAAGCACGCCGUGGACUUCAAAUACCGCUAGGGAUACCAAGUAUUUCUAUUACAACUAUCCAGAAACUAAUGGCCUUAGCGCCGCCGACCUACGGGUCCGGAUACAGCGACUAUACGGCGGAACGGCCCCGCAAAACCAAGUUCGAGGGGGUGCAGCUUCCAAACGUUCCUAUUCUGCCAGCUCACUUGUCUCCGAUGGCAAAUAUCACGAAUGGUCCGCUAAUAUCCGCCUUAACAAACAUCAAACGAGCGGGACAUAUCUCAUCCAUAUCUUCAUCGGCUCACCAAGUAACGGAGUUGAAUGGACUAGCGACCCCAAUUUUGUUGGGAGCUACUACCUUUUGACGAAGAAUGGAACUUGCAGUGAUUGCUCUGAUAACGCUCUUGUGACAGGAUCCGUUCCCUUGACUCAUAUGUUGAUUGACUGUGCUAAGGGUGGUAAGCUCAAGGAUUUGUCUCCAGAGAGUGUUAUCCCGUAUUUGAAGACUAAGCUACAUUGGCGCGUGCAACUGCCCGGCAAUAAUGGUGGUUACAUCAAUCCUCAGGACGUCAGGUCCCUCAAAAUCUCCGUCACAUCAGCUACUGUUACGCUUCCAUUGUCAUCAGGUCAAGAUGCGCCAAUCACCAAAUGGACCACUUAUUAUGAUGUCACGAAUCAAAAGCCCGGCGGUCUCUGUUACGGCGACCCCAACUAA
This is a messenger RNA of Orbilia oligospora ATCC 24927, 819 nucleotides long. RefSeq lists its product as uncharacterized. Bases 1 to 819 code for a protein of 272 amino acids. The transcript is spliced from 5 exons. NCBI's taxonomy places the organism in Eukaryota, Fungi, Ascomycota, Orbiliomycetes, Orbiliales, Orbiliaceae. The record is from RefSeq and is a predicted model, not a curated record.